AAGUCUGGGUAUUGGUAAAUUUAUAUAGUAUAUUUCUGGCGUUAGUACAUUAGGUGUAUAGAGCUGAUCAUUGGUUAAUUUAAGCACGGAAAUGCAUUUAUGUAAUAUUGUGGGACUUAAAUUUUGCUAAAUAACCGGAAUACGCCCUGGGAUGUUCUAUUACACUCGGGGAGUCUGUUAGCUAGUUGGCUAAAUGGAGAGCGCGCGCUGGGCUUUCCGCUGCGGCUCGUGGACGCCGAGCUCGAGUCAAUGGCUGUUCGCCGCUCGCUGCAUUCAGCGCGAGGAGAAAGAGCGAAUCGGGCGGUUCGUGUUCGCCAGAGACGCCAAGUUCGCUAUGGCAGGCCGGCUGCUGAUGAGAAAGCUAAUCUCUGAGAAGAUGGCUCUGCCCUGGAAUGAGAUUUGCCUUGAGAGGACGCCCAAAGGGAAGCCCUUCCUGGCCCGCCCUACCCCUCCCAGCGCCACCCGCAGCUACAGCUUUAACGUCUCACACCAGGGGGACUUCGCCGUCCUGGCUGCAGAGUGUGGGCUGCAGGUGGGCGUGGACGUAAUGAAGACAGGCCGGCCAGGUAGUGGUUCUUUGCCACACUUCUUCCAAAUCAUGAGGAGACAGUUUACUGACCGUGAAUGGGUGGUCAUCCAGGGGGCGGGGUCAGAGUGGACACAACUGGAUAUGUUCUACAGACACUGGGCCCUGAAAGAGAGCUUUAUUAAGGCUGUUGGAGUUGGUGUGGGGUUCAACCUGCAGAGGGUGGAGUUCCACAUCUCGCCUGUGCGCAUGCAGGAGGGCCAGGUGUAUCGGGAUACAAGGAUGUGCCUGGAUUCCGAGGAGGAAGAUCCUGAUUGGGUGUUUGAGGAGAGUCUGCUGGACCAGGACCACCACGUGGCUGUCGCACUGGGGAAGAUGGAGCACCCUGCCGGAGUUGUAGCUCAUGGGGAUGACUGGAGCUCCAAGAUCUCCCCGCCCCAGCGGUUCACCCUGCUGACCUUUGAUGACCUCAUCUCCGGAGCCGUGCCACUGGCGGAUGAGGACGCACAGUACUGGGAGGAUUUCCAGAAGAAGUAUUUUAGGUGCCCUCAUGUGCCCAGUGGAUGCACGAUACAACCACCUGGCUUCGUACAAACCCACAAUUUCCCUCAUUUCCAUUCCCAUCUAUCAAGGCAGAGGUCCUGCUCACGGGGGCCGCAGUCUGAGCAGGGAUGCCCAGACCUCCUCCUCCCCUGCCGCCACCUCCAGCUCCACCUAGGAACCAAGGCGUUCACAGACCAGCCAAGAGAUAUAAUCUCUCCAGCGUGUCCUGGGUCUGCCCUUCCAGUUGGACAUGCGUGGAACACCUCCCCAGGGCGGUGUCCAGGAGGCAUUCUAGUUAGAUACCCAAGUCACCUCAGCUGGCUUCUUUCGAUGCAGAGGAGCAUAACUGCUGACACGGCACCGAUCUGCUUAUCAAUCUCCCGCUCCCUUCUUUCCUCACUCAAGACCCCAAGAUGCUUAAACUCCUCUACUUGAAGCAGCAUUUCAUCCCCAACCUGGACAUGGUAAUCCACCUGGUUGAGAACCAUGGUUUCAGACUUGGAGGUGCUGAUCCUCAACCCAUCUGCUUCACACUCAGCUGCAAACCAUCUUAGCUCAUGCUGCAGGUCACAGCCUGGCAAAGCCAAUGGGACCACAUCAUCUGCAAAAAUCAAAGAUGCAAUCCUGAGGUCACUGAUCAGGACCCCCUCCACCCUUUGGCUACACCUUGAAAUUCUAGGUCCACAAAGGUUAAGGGCAGCCCUUGCAGAGUCCAACACCAGCUGAGAAUGUGUCUGACUUUGUGGUAGUAAAAUCAGUGAUAAUGCAUAUGCAGUAUAUAAGUGGCCCCCCAUCCUGGGUUGUUCCCUGCCUCGUGCCCAUUGCCCCCGCGACCCAGUAGGAUAAGCGGUUUGGAAAAUGGAUGGAUGGAUUAUAAUUAUUAAUUGCUGCUUUUGGAAUAGUUAUUGUGCUAAACAUGUAGUGCAAUAUUGUAAGCUUUCUUAAGUAAUGGGUUUUCACUUACAAAAUUAGAAGUAUUUUAUGAGGAACUAAUAUAUGAUGGCUUAAUCUGCAAAACGACUGGAUAAAGUUGCAGACCUGAUCCAAGAAGUUACAGAUACCAACAUUUCUGUGCUGAUGUCAUAUGUCAUAUGUCAAGGAUAAGUACUGUAGGAAGGAGCACAAGGGAAUAAAGGGGAAGUACAAUGAAGAAAAUACAGUAAAACCACGGAUUGCAAGCAUAAUUCGUUCCAGAAACAUGCUCGUAAGCCAAAGCACUCGUACAGUAUAUCAAAGCAAAUUUUCCCUUUAGAAAUAAUGGAAACUCAGAUGAUUCAAAAAUAUGGAGUUGGUCCACCCAUUGCAGCUGUAAUAGCUUCAACUCUUCUGUGAAGGUUGUCCACACGGUUUAGGAGUGUGUUUAUGGGAAUUUUUGAUCAUUCUUCCAGGAGAGUAUUUGUGAGGUCAGGCACUGAUGUUGGACAAGAAGGCCUGGCUUGCAAUCUCUGCAGGCUCUAAUUCAUCCCAAAGGUGUUCUGUCGUGUUGAGGUCAGGGCUCUGUGCAGGCCAGUCAAGUUCUUUCACACCAGACUUGCUCAUCCAUGUUCUUAUGGAUCUUGUUUUGUGUUUUGUGCAGUAUUAAGAGUUCCUUUCACGGGAACUAAGGGCCCGAGCCCAACCCCUGAAAAACAACCCCACACCAUACUGUAAUCCCUCCUCCACAAAACUUUUCCCUUGGCACAAUGCAGUCAGGCAAGUACCGUUCUCCUGGCAACCGCCAAACCCAGACUUGUCCACCGGAUUGCCAGACAGAGAACCAUGAUUCGUUACUCCAGAGAACACGUCUCCACUGCUCUAGAGUCCACUGGCGGCGUGCUUUACACCACUACAUUCAACGCUUUGCAUUGCAUUUGGUGAUGUUAGGCUUGCAUGCAGCUGCUCGGCCAUGGAAACCCAUUCCAUGAAGUUUUCUGUGCACUGUUUUUGAGUUAAUCUGAAGGCCACAUGAAGUUUGGGGGUGUGUAGCUAUUGACUCUGCAAACUGUUGGAGACUUCUACACACUGUGUGCCUCGGCAUGCAUUGUCCCCGCUCUGUGAUUUUACGUGGCCUACCACUUUGUGGCUGAGUUGCCGUUGUUCCCAAUUGCUUCCAAAUGAUUGGAACACCUGAAUUCAGUGAUUUGGAGGGGUGUCCCAAUACUUUUGGCAAUAUCGUGUAUAAUUUGCUCAGUAAGCUUGCUUUUGGGCUGCU
Messenger RNA from Brienomyrus brachyistius, 3260 nucleotides. RefSeq names its product L-aminoadipate-semialdehyde dehydrogenase-phosphopantetheinyl transferase-like. The record is from RefSeq and is a predicted model, not a curated record. Lineage: Eukaryota; Metazoa; Chordata; Actinopteri; Osteoglossiformes; Mormyridae. Gene Ontology annotation, molecular function: magnesium ion binding; holo-[acyl-carrier-protein] synthase activity. The transcript is spliced from 8 exons. The coding region runs from base 194 to 1504 and encodes 436 amino acids. Gene Ontology annotation, cellular component: cytosol.